CCAUGGCCGACUUUGUCAAGGGACUCUUCGGCGCCCAGAAGCCCGUGGCGGCGCCCGCUGACGAUGGCGGUGCGUAGACGUCGCAUGCACUGCGCGACCCCCUCACCACCACGCGACCCAGCACUGACAUGUCCGCGCAGACUUCGCCGACUACGCUGCGGCGCCCGACCCGUCACCGAUAGACCACGUCUCGCUCACGACCGCGUCUAUCCCUGCGGCUGCGACAGACGCUGUCGGCCGCCCGUACACAAAAUGGUACCGCGUGUGGGAGCGCACGACGGCCGAGGACUUCAAGCUGGAGAUGUACAUCCUGCCCUUCCUAUUCGCCAUCAUUGUCCUGCACGUCUGGGGCACCCGGCGCAACCGCAGCAAGGCCCGCGCCUGGGCCAAGGCGCACGUGCCCGUGCUGCAGAACGAGUUCAUCCAGGUCGGCUACCUCAGGCCCGCUGCGGGCGCGAGCGGCGUGGGCGAGGACGAUCUCGCCGGCGCCCUGACCGAGGCCUCCAGGCUCGAGAAUGUCCUGCGCGAGAAGAAGGCCGACGAGUACACCACCUACGCCACGGGCCGCCAGAACGUCGCCUUCGUCGACCUCAAGCUGACCCUCGCCAAGCGCUUCAACCCCUUCCUGCGCUUCGGCGAGAGCAUCCUGCCGCUCUUCCUCGAGAGCUUCCCGCCCCCGCAGGAGCGCCUUGAGGCUACCGCGUACGUCUUCGAUGGCCAGGAGACCAAGAUCGCCCCGGUCUACGGCAAGACGGACGCCAAGAAGGUCCCCAACAGCUCCUUCGACGGCUUCGUCUUCGCUGUUGUGCACAAGGACAUCAUGAAGCGCCUGCGUGACGACCGCUACGACUUGUCCCUGACAACCACCCGCGACCACGCCAAGCUCCCCGUCUGGACCACUGUCAUGAGCGAGAGCGCCGAAGUCACCGACACCAUCCUGACCCCCGAGCUCAUCAAGGCCAUCCAGGACGCUGGCGAUGCCUUCGAGGCUCUCGUCGUCACUGACCAGCCCAUGGAUCAGCCCAAGACUCUCGACGACACCAAGCCUCGCAAGCGCAUCAACUUGUCUCUCAAGCUGCAAUCCUCCUACGAGUCCACACUCCCCGUCUUCACGCAAUUCCUUCGCCUCCCUGACCUCCUUGUAUCUGCGGCGCACUUCCGCCCCGAGGCCCUGCGCCGCAUCCGGCAGACACGCGAAGAGCAGAUUGGCAAGAUCCGCCGUCUCGAUGAGGAGGAGAAGGCUGAGGAGCGCAAGAUCGCCGCCGACAAGCUUAAGAAGGAACAGCGUGACGCCAAGCUCGGACGCCUCAGCGCCGAUGAGCAGCGCAAGUUCCUCGAGAAGGAGCGCGAGAAGAAGAGCAAGAAGGGCAUGAAGAAGAGCACUGUCAAGGCGUAGGAGGGCCCAGCGUUUGUUUGUGAGAGGCGUGAGCGUAACGUUCGAUAUCUCUGGAAGCUUGCUUUUGUGGCCUCUGGGGCUUGGGUUGUCGGGAAUUCGCAUGGCGCAGUGGCCGCGCUUUGGAUAAAUGGGUGGUAGAUCGCCGAGCAGCGACUCAUUUCUAGAGUGUAUGCUCGCAGCAGCAGAUGCAUACGGGGAAGUUCCGAAAAGUGAGAGUAAUCAAUAAGACUAAUCACUCAUGAUG
Molecule: messenger RNA, 1640 nt
Organism: Didymella exigua CBS 183.55
Lineage: Eukaryota; Fungi; Ascomycota; Dothideomycetes; Pleosporales; Didymellaceae
Product: DUF1682-domain-containing protein
Exons: 2
Coding region: 302-1396 (364 amino acids)
Biological process (GO): endoplasmic reticulum calcium ion homeostasis
Cellular component (GO): endoplasmic reticulum
Molecular function (GO): calcium ion binding
Source: RefSeq, a predicted model, not a curated record